GGCAGGGGGAAUCCCGCUAAGUGUUUAGAGUGUCCGCGGCGCCGCGGCCCCGGCAGUGCGCGCCACUCCUUCGUCGAGGCAGGACGUGCGCUCUAGCCCGAACGAGCAGAGACCCGCGGGAGCCGUCCCCAGCCGGAGCCGCGUGCCCCGAGUCCCCCGCCGCCCGGGCAUCCUCCGCCGCCGCCUCCUCCUCGCUCGCACCCGGAACCGCGCUCCCAGCGCCGUCACCACGCCGGGACCCUCGGACGCCGCCGCCGAGCACGCUCGCUGCAGAGCCAACAUGCCCAUCACUCGGAUGCGCAUGAGACCCUGGCUAGAGAUGCAGAUUAAUUCCAACCAAAUCCCAGGGCUGAUCUGGAUUAAUAAAGAGAAGAUGAUCUUCCAGAUCCCAUGGAAGCACGCUGCCAAGCACGGCUGGGACAUCAACAAGGACGCCUGUCUGUUUCGGAGCUGGGCCAUUCACACAGGCCGAUACAAAGUAGGAGAAAAGGAGACAGAUCCCAAGACAUGGAAGGCCAACUUCCGCUGUGCCAUGAACUCCCUGCCUGACAUCGAGGAGGUGAAGGAUCAGAGCAGGAACAAGGGCAGCUCUGCUGUGCGGGUGUAUCGGAUGCUCCCGCCCCUCACCAAGAACCAGAAGAAAGAGAGAAAGACCAAGUCCAGUCGAGACGUGAAGAGCAAGGCCAAAAGGAAGUCAUGUGGCGACUCCAGCCCCGAUGCCUUCUCUGAUGGACUCAGCAGCUCCACCCUGCCUGAUGACCACAGCAGCUACACGGCUCAGGGCUACCUGGGGCAGGACUUAGAUAUUGACCGGGCCCUCACUCCAGAGCUCUCAUCCUGUGUCAGCUGCACUCUCCCGGAGUGGCAGAUGCCCGUGGACAUCAUGCCAGACAGUACCAGUGACUUGUACAACUUCCAGGUGUCACCUAUGCCUUCCUCUUCUGAAGCAGCCACAGAUGAGGACGAGGAAGGGAAGCUGCACGAGGAUAUCAUGAAGCUCUUGGAGCAGUCAGAGUGGCAGCCGACACACGUGGACGGGAAGGGGUUCCUGCUCAAUGAACCCGGCAUCCAGCCCACCUCUGCCUACGAGCUCAGCUGCAAGGAGGAGGCUGAAGUUGACAGCCCUGGGGGGGAUCCGGGGAUGAGCGUACACCCUGUCUUCACAGACCUGAAGAACAUGGACUCCAUCUGGCUAGAGAACAUGCUCACCCCAGUCAGGCUGGCUUCCGUCCAGCCCAUCCCCUGCGCACCCUAGCAGGGCCCAGCCCCGCUGACUCCUCGAAAAACAGAACCUGGCAUUCCUGGUGGCUGUGGUGCAGAGAAAUGGGACUCCAGUGGGCUCCCUACCGUGUCCACAAGACCCCACUGCUGCAUGGGGAGGGGGCCUUCCUCUUUGGGUCAUUAACCUCGCACGAACUGGCAGGCCAGAAAUGGGGCUCAUCUUAGGGGGUCCAGCCAGCCUACCUCCCCAGAAAGAAGAUGGGCUAUUCUGAGUUGGGAGUGUCCAGUGGAGGUUGCAGAGAGCUAAGAUCCUCCUCUUCCGACCCUCUUGAGUCCAGCUGCCUGGAGAUGCUGUCCCAGAGCCAGCCCGAGGCGCUAAACUGAUCAGCAGAUCUACUGACCCCAGGGCUGGCUCUGCACUAAGACAUUGCACUAAGUGAAUCCUGCUCCCAAGGACCCACCUCCCUUCCCAGCUGAGCCCUGGGGACUGACUGCUGAAGCAAGUGAAAUGUGAAGGAGACUGUUGGUCCUGUGGGACAGUGUUCCCCCCCCCCCCCCCCCCGCCUCCGAGCGGCUCUACCCCCCACCCCCCUUUCCCUGCAUGGGCUGAGGGGCUUGGGAAAACCAUGGCACUUUCUCUGUGGAUCAUGCCACAUUUUUGAUCAGAGGUGUACACUAACAUUUCCCCACCAAGCUCCUGGCCUUUGCAUUUAUUUAUAUAGUGCCUUGCCCCCCCACCUGCCCAUCAUCCCCACACGUACCCCUCAGGUCCCAGCAGCCCUCAGCCCAGGGUGGGAAGUGUGAGCACCUUGUCGUGAGUUAAAAUUGGAAACACCAUCUAACCAGGAUCAUACUUGUAUAUAGCAUGUAUAUAUUGAUGUAAAUACAAACGUCUUUUUAU
Molecule: messenger RNA, 2122 nt
Organism: Sorex fumeus (smoky shrew)
Lineage: Eukaryota; Metazoa; Chordata; Mammalia; Eulipotyphla; Soricidae
Gene: IRF1
Product: interferon regulatory factor 1
Exons: 10
Coding region: 281-1255 (324 amino acids)
Biological process (GO): immune system process; regulation of transcription by RNA polymerase II
Cellular component (GO): nucleus
Molecular function (GO): RNA polymerase II cis-regulatory region sequence-specific DNA binding; DNA-binding transcription factor activity, RNA polymerase II-specific
Source: RefSeq, a predicted model, not a curated record